This is a messenger RNA of Sparassis crispa, 1389 nucleotides long. RefSeq names its product Ribosome biogenesis protein. The record is from RefSeq and is a predicted model, not a curated record. Gene Ontology annotation, cellular component: preribosome, large subunit precursor. The transcript is spliced from 4 exons. Gene Ontology annotation, molecular function: protein binding. The coding region runs from base 1 to 1389 and encodes 462 amino acids. NCBI's taxonomy places the organism in Eukaryota, Fungi, Basidiomycota, Agaricomycetes, Polyporales, Sparassidaceae. Gene Ontology annotation, biological process: ribosome biogenesis.
AUGGCUUCGAUGUCUAGCGCGGCUGAGCCCUCUCACCCGGUGGUCUUUACGACACAGACACCCUACCCUCUCCCAUCGCAAAAAUUCAUGAUUCCCACAUCAUGGAAGCGCUACCAGCUUUCACAGCUCGUGAACAAAGCUCUGUCUCUUCUGAAGCCUGUGCCUUUUGAUUUUCUUGUGCGAGGUGAGAUUCUUCGUGCAACUCUGGGGGAAUGGUGUGCAGAGAAGGGCAUUGGUGAGGAAGAGACGCUUGAAAUUGAAUAUUUUGAGUCGGUGAUGCCUCCUCAAAAGAUGUCGACGCUACCGCAUGAAGAUUGGGUGUCGUCCGUAUCGUGCCAGAUUUCCAGCUACUUCCUAACCGCAUCUUACGACGGUUCAAUCCGCACCUUCGAUUAUUCCCAACAGCUGCUGCACACUAGCACGCCCCAUAGUGCACCCAUUACCUGUAUCUGCAUCGUCCCCUCUUCCUCCCCCGAUGGCCACAUCAUUGCCAGCGCCUCGCACGACCUCACAGCGCGUCUUACCAAACUUACCCUCUCCACCUCCGAUUCCCCCGACUUCACACCACGCACGGAGCCCCUCGCCUCACUGCACCUGCACACAGCGCCCGUCUCCUCCAUCGCCGCGAGUCCCUCAGGCGCGCAUCUCCUCACCUCCUCCUGGGACAGCUUCAUCGGGCUGUGGGAUGCCGCCAUCCCUGAUAGCGACGAGGUGCCCCUCGAGGACGUCCAGCCCCACACAGACCGCAAAAAGCGCCGCAAGUUCACGCACGACGACGAGCCGCGGCCCAAGCGUAAGGCACCGGUCGGCGUGCUGAAGAGUCACACAGCACGCGUCUCGCGCGUCGUGUUUACUCGCGGGGGGGACGCCGCGGCAUAUAGCUGUGGCUUCGACUCGACCGUUCGUUCAUGGGACGUCGAGAACAGCGUGUGCACCAACACUAUCACCGCCGCGUCGAAACCAUUCCUCGACCUUGCCGUGACGCAGUCCGGAAAUACCGUUCUCGCUGCUUCAACUGACCGGACGAUCUCGCAGUAUGACCUGCGCGCAGCGACCUCCUCCACUGCUACACCCUCCCUCGCGACGCUCGCGCACCCGGCUACACCAUCCUGUAUCGCCGUACCCCCUCCCGCGGCCCAAUCCUCACCGCCAUCCGAGCCUGUAUCCAGCUCAGAGCACCAGCUACUCUCAGGCGCGUACGACGGCGUCGUCCGCCUAUGGGAUCUGCGCAGCGUCCGGGGCGCAGUGACAAGCUUCAAAGUGUGGGAGGGCAAUCAGGGUGGGAAGGUGCUCACUCUGGACUGGGCGCGCGGAAUUGUGGGCGUCGGUGGAGAGGGCGGGGUCGAGGUUUGGCGUGUGGGACAGGGCGAGCAUGCUUUCCUCAGCUAG